This is a messenger RNA of Mollisia scopiformis, 1762 nucleotides long. Its product is annotated as putative aldehyde dehydrogenase. The transcript has 7 exons. The record is from RefSeq and is a predicted model, not a curated record. Gene Ontology annotation, molecular function: aldehyde dehydrogenase (NAD+) activity. Lineage: Eukaryota; Fungi; Ascomycota; Leotiomycetes; Helotiales; Mollisiaceae. Bases 138 to 1607 code for a protein of 489 amino acids.
UAUGCAGAGUCUAGAGUCGAUGUCCGAUGCUUACUCGCAACUCUAUCUAGGGCGAUUGGUAGUCAGAUCCAUUUGCUCUCCAUAUAUACCACGCGGACACACUCCAGACUCCAACAAAUCCGACCAACCUAUCCAAAAUGGCGUCUGAGUAUCAAACGAAGCUUUUCAUCAAUAACGAGUAUGCCGACGCCAAAUCUGCCGAUACACUAUCUCUGACCAACCCUUUCGACGGGUCGACUAUCCCUGCUGCCGUUCAGAUUGCUGGAGCAGAAGACAUUGCUUUGGCUGUAGCUGCUGCUCAAUCAGCCUUCAAGACCGGACCAUGGAGCACCUUUACGGGAGCUCAACGUGCAGCUUGUAUGCACAAGUUUGCUGACUUGAUCGUCGAGAACGCAAAAGAACUUGCCGAUCUUGAUGCUUUGUGCAUGGGAGCUCCAAUUGCAAGCAAUGCUGGCUUUAUCAUUCCUGAAGCCGCCGCUGUGUUCAGAUAUUAUGCUGGUUGGGCUGAUAAAAUUGAAGGGGAAUCAUUUGCCGCUGAUGAUGGAACUUACAAGAUUGUCAGACAUGAGCCACUGGGAGUUUGUGCUGGUAUUGCGCCAUGGAAUGCACCGAUUCUCUACGUUGGAUGGAAGAUCGCUCCCGCUGUUGCUGCAGGCAAUACUUUCAUCUUUAAAGCCUCCGAGAAAUCGCCAUUGAGCGCAUUAUAUCUGGGCAAGUUGGUCGUUGAGGCCGGCUUCCCUCCAGGUGUCAUUCAAUUCGUAAGUGGAGCAGCGCAGACGGGUGCUCUUCUCGCUUCCAAUAUGAUCAUUUCGAAGAUCAGCUUCACUGGGUCUACUUUCGUUGGAAAGAUUAUUCAGAAGUUGGCAUUGGAGAGUAAUAUGAAAAGAGUGACAUUGGAACUUGGUGGAAAAUCUCCGGCGAUAGUAUUUGCCGACGCAGAUAUUCCAAAUGCUGUUGGUUCCGCUGCCGAUGGCUUCUUAUUCAACAAUGGUCAAGUUUGCGUUGCCGGUUCUCGCCUCUUGGUCCAAGAGGAUGUUGCUCCCGCGUUCAUUGAAGCAGUAAAAGGACGGUUCGAGGCAAUCAAUUCCUCUUUGGGCAAUGAUCCUCGCGUAUCGACAACUCAUUAUGGGCCGAUGGCAGAUGAAGCACAUUUCAAACGUGUCAUGUCAUACAUUGAGCUUGGAAAACAACAUGCAGAGCCUGUCGUUGGCGGGAAACAAAAGGGCGACAAAGGCUACUUCAUCGAGCCGACUCUAUUUGUUAACCCCGACAAGGACGGAAAAGUCUUCAACGAAGAGAUUUUCGGGCCAGUACUAAGUGUGGUUACAUUCAAGACAGAAGACGAGGUCAUUGAGUUGGCCAAUGAUACCAAGACAGGACUUUCAGCUACGAUAUAUACUUCCGAUCUGAACCGUGCCCUGAGGGUGUCGGCGAAGAUUGAAUCUGGAAACGUUUCAAUCAAUGCACCACACUUUCCAGUUCAUACAGUUCCAUUUGGUGGAUUCAAGGAGAGUGGAAGUGGGAAAGAGUUGGGGAAGUAUGGGUUGAGGGAGUACUUGCAAACGAAGACGGUUCUUAUCAACAUGAAAUUGGUACCAAAGCUGUGAAAAGAUCAUCUCCAGGAGGAAACUAGAUUUAUUUCGUAGGAGCAACAGAUAUUUCUCCACUCAACAUGCGAGAGCUGAGUGAGCGGAGUGUUCCAGCUUCAGAUCACCAAUGUUCCCCCCUUACCAUCACAUGACUUCUCUAGAGCUGGUAACUG